GGCGGGUCUUCAGCCUCAAAGCGAGGAACCGAGCGCUCCCUCCGUCAGUCACCCCCCGUGUCUCGCGGAGCAGACGUUAAACACACCUUCACUUUAAUAGAAUCUCCCAGGGUUUGUUUGUGCGAGGUUUCCUGGUGUUGAAGUGCAAUCCUGACGGUGGCUGGGUCGCUUCAGGAGGAGUUUACCUGCAGAGAUUUCAGAUGCAGCGUAAACAGGAAGCCCAUGGACGUGAGGAGGAGGAUCAAUGAUGCUGCCAGCUGUCACUCAACCAGCAACCAACAGUCACGUGAGGCAGCUGAGCAGAUCUCACCUCAACGCUCCUGAGGAGGACGAUGAGACGAUGAGCUCCGAGGAGCGAGACGCCGCCCCCUAUAUGGACCCACACCCUCACCCCGACUCCCCCCAUCUCGACGCAAACCCUCACCCCAUCUCCCCCGAUGCCUCCCUGUGCAGCACCCAGAGGCAGGACCUGAAACACAGCCUCCCCCCCGCCAGCUCCUGCUGCUACCAGCCCCCCCACAGCCUCCCCCCCGGAUACAGCCUCAGCCAGCCCACGCCCUUCCCCAGCCAGACGCCCCCCCCCUGCCGCCUGGGUGCACCCCAGCUUCUCCAGUGGCUGGUCGGGGGGGUACACCAGUAGCCCUUCCCCCGCAGAGAGCUUCCUGUCGGGGUACAAGUUUGUGUCCCUGCCUGGGUCAGGCAGCAGUAGCCUGGAGCAGCCGCUGUCUCUGUGCUCCAACCCCCCCUCCGGGAACCUGUUCUACCACACCCUGUCCCCGUACUCCUGCGCUCCACAGGGGGUCGCCUGCUGCGCCCAGAGUCCCCCAGAUGUCUUCAGGGGCCCCAAACCCUGGCUCCCCCACCACCCUGCAUACAAUCCCUACUAUCCCGGCGCCGGCCGACUCCCUGGAGCUGGGUUCUCACAGAUAGGCCACAUGGCCCCGGCUAAAGAGAAGCAGCCUCACAGCAUGCCGCUCUCUCUGGAGCAGAGGAGGGUUUUCGUCACGUAUGAAGCAGACAACGAUAAGCAUGUGAACGAGAUCAUCAACUUCGUGGCUCUGCUGCGACACAACGGCUUCGACACACACAUCGAUAUCUUUGAGCAGCAGUUCAGGAGCAUCAGUAAGAUCGACUUCAUGGAGCGCUACCUCAGUGAGAAAGAGUACCUGAUCAUCAUCAUCAUCAGUCCCAAAUACUACGAGACGGUGACGUCCUCAAUGGGGGGGCUGGAGAACGACGAGAGGACCUUCAACACCGUCUACAUCCACAAACAGCUCCAGAAUGAGUUCAUCCAGAACGGCAGCAAGAACUUCAGGUUUAUUCCCAUUGUGUUCCCCGGGGCUAAGAAGUGUCACGUCCCGAACUGGCUGCAGAACACACAUGUUUACGAGUGGCCGCUGCACCGCGACGACAUCCUGCGGCGCCUGAUGAGGAUCGAGAAGUACAACCCUCCUCAGAUCGGAGAGCUGCCCACCAUCGUCUCCAUCCCUAUCUGACCCGGAGACUCAAAGACUCUCUGCUCUCCGGAGAGACUCGAGCAGGAGGUUUUGAUUUUAGUGUAAAUCCGCUGACCUCUCACCUGGAUGUGACGUAAGAGUGCCUGUCAGUCCACAUCAGUCACAGAGGAGAUCCAGCGCUGAGGAGAGCAGAGCUGCAGCGACAGGGGAACACUCCCUGGACCUUUGACUCGUGCAUUUCAGACUUUUAUCCACAUUUUCUUCUUUUUCACGUUUUUUAUUUUUAAGGGUCUCUUUUUUAUGCAAAAUCCACUUUUCCAUGUGUUUUAUCCAUAAACAUGUGUCCCCUCUGAGUUCAGAGAUUCUAAAAGGCUUAGGGACAAAGACCCCCCCAAUCUUUUUCUGCUGAUCCAUCUCUUUAAAAACCUAUCUAAAAAUCAGCUUAUCAGAUUUGGUUACUUUGUGAUGUCACUAUGUUUUUUUGGGUUGUGCAACCAUUAGCCAAUAACCAACCAAGGUAAUCCCCCCCUCCCCCCCCCUUAUCACAUGGAUCUCCUCCUAAAGCACCUUUGUGUUUUUUUAAACCAAUCAGCUCUCAGAGGGGCGUGGCCAGCAGCAGCUCAUUAGCAUUUAAAGCUACAGUCACAGAAUCAGCUCUUCAGGAGCAGGGCUGAAACAGAGGGGGUUAUGGGAUCUGUUUGGGGUUUCAGCCAAUCAGAGACAGGAUAUAUCUGAGACCUGGAAUAUAGUGCUGCUGAGGAGGAUAAUAGAGCGCCACAGGGAUGACUUAUUUUUGUAGGUCACUGCUGAUGUGUUUAAUGUCGCAGAACAAAACGUGAUCCGUCUCUGAAACUUGUGUCAGCGUCAGACCUUAUUUCGAACUAUUUUCCAAAAUCCUACGGAGAAAUCCCUCUGACUCUGAGACGAGGGAACCGGAAGUUGUAAAAUGCUCUCUCACUUCCGGGUUUUAGGACGUGUUCCUGCGGCUCUCUAUAGGGGAGCUUUCACUGCUCGUCUAAUCAGAAGUCGUAAUGUUUGAAGCAGAAAUGUCGUUACACUUUUCCAGCCUCUAUUUUUCACUGUUUUAUAUUAAAGUGCAUAUCUUUGGAUAUUGACAUAAAUCAACAUUACCUCUCAAACGCAAAAUAAACUUCUCCACAUAUUUCACUGAAACGUACAUUCACCGAUCCAAACUGUUUCAAUAGUUGAUCAAUGAAUACGUCUGUCUCCAGCCUCUCAGCUCUGCAUGUUUUUGGAUUGUCUCUGUGUUAUAUUAAAGUGAAUAUCGUGGACAUUUAAAAUGAUCUGAUAUUUUAUUCACCAAACCAUAAUUUAAGAUAAUGAUAAAUGCAGAAAAUAAACUCCACAUUCUUUUCAGACACGUUUCUGGACUGACAUCUUUGGAGGUUUUUCUACGAUGAGCCGACUUAUCACAUAAUGAAACAGUUUUGAAAGAUGUGUGAGACUCUGGGACGGAUAUUGUGUUUCCGUUUUAUAAUGAAAUCAUUCUUAGUUUUUAACAGACCUGUUUUUAUCUACUGGUGCUACUCACAGUUUAGUAUCUUUACUUCCAUCCUGAAGUUUACUUCUUUAAAAGCACAUUUUAUGGCGCAUGAUUUAUAGCAUCUGAACACUUUGAGUGUGAAUGCAGGUUUAUAAUAAUGUGAAAUAGAGGACAGAUCUGAUGAAUGUAUAUCUGCAGAAUGAGGCGCGAACAGAGCCUUUCUUAUUGCAAACAUCCAGAGUUACUGUUGCAUUUUAAAAGAAUAAAAAUCCUGAAAAAGAAUCAACAUA
This is a messenger RNA of Eleginops maclovinus (Patagonian blennie), 3251 nucleotides long. Its product is annotated as E3 ubiquitin ligase TRAF3IP2-like. Lineage: Eukaryota; Metazoa; Chordata; Actinopteri; Perciformes; Eleginopidae. The transcript has 11 exons. Gene Ontology annotation, biological process: positive regulation of canonical NF-kappaB signal transduction; humoral immune response. The record is from RefSeq and is a predicted model, not a curated record. The coding region runs from base 936 to 1496 and encodes 186 amino acids.